AGUAUUUUAAUCUGUAGGGGACCAAGAUGUCAGAUGAAAAAAAAGCUGCCAUUGCAGCAGAAAAGGAAGCUCUGAAAUUGAAGCUACCUCCCAUUGUCCAUCCCCCAAAAGACAUAGGUGUGAACACACCAUCACAGCGCAAGCUGCUCCACUAUAGAAGAUCUAAGGAGCAGCAGAAGACAAUCAAUCAGUUAGUAAUUGAGGGAGCCAAAAAGAAUUUAGACAAAACUCUUUAUAAAAGAGUCCCUUCAUUACCACAGCCAGAAUAUCCUUCAACUAUGUCCAGUGCAAUUAAAAAAAGAGGACUCAACUAUAUGCAUUUGAAGCAGUGUGUGGAAAGUAGUCCUAUAGUACCUAUUCAGCAGGAAUGGCUGGAUAACAUACUAAUGCUGAUACCUAAGUCUUUAAAGGAAGGAAAAGAAAGAGAAGAACUUGUUGAGAGCCUUAUAAGUGAGGUGUCAAGUGAUUUUGAAAAUAGCAUGAAGAGAUAUUUAGUGCGGAGUGUUCUUGUGAAACCAUCAAUUAAAUGGCUUGAAGAUGAAGGAGGCCCUUUACCUGAAUCUCCAUUAGGUCUGGAUUAUUCAAAACCAUGGCAUUCUAGCUAUGUGCAGGCAAGAAGUCAAAUAUCAUCUAAUUUGCACAUUGUUCACCCAGCCAUGAAAGUAUUACUGGACCUUGGUUAUACGACGUUUGCCAAUACAGUUUUGCUGGACUUAACAGGAAUUAGAGCUAAAGGUCCAAUUGAUUGUGAAUCAUUGAGAAAUGAUCUCUCAAUACAAGCCAAAAAGACAGAAGAGAAGAUAAUGACUACAUGGUAUCCAAAGGUUAUAAAUCUCUUUACCAAGAAGGAGUCUUUAGAAGGCAUUAAGCCUGAGAAAAUAGAUAGUUUUUAUAAUUGUGUUUCCACACUUAUGUCAAAUCAGUUAAAGGACCUCUUAAGGAGAACUGUAGAAGGAUUUGUAAAACUCUUUGACCCAAAGGACCAAGAAGGACUGCCAAUAUUUAAGAUGGAAUUGACAUUUGAGGAUGAGAAAAUAGAAUUUUAUCCUACCUUUCAAGAUCUGGAAGAUGUUGUUUUGAGUUUAGUGGAGCGGAUAGCUGAAGCUUUGCAGCAUAUCCAGACAAUACCUUCCUGGCUAACAGGAGCUUCACCACCUGUAACUCUUGACACAGAGCUUCCUGAACAUGUGAUCCAAUGGGCUAUCGAUAAGCUGAGGACGGCAGUAAAACAUAACCUAGAAGGUCCAAGGCAACGUUAUGAAGAAUAUGUUAAAAAAUAUAAUUGGCUUCUUGAUGGGACUGCUGAUAAAAUGAUAGCACAAUUUCAGACAGAAGAUCAUACUUUUGAUGAAUACACAGAGUUUGUAGGAUCAUUUUUAAGUCUUGCCUCAGAAAUGAUGCUUUUGCCACAGUGGAUUCAUUUCCCCAUGGUGCGUUUGGAUUGUGAUGAUCUAAAGACGGGUCUGGUAAAGAAAGCAAAAUCUCUUGCAAAUUCACUUUUAAAUGACAUAGCUUCAAAACACAGAAAAGAAAAUGAAUGUAUUUGCAGUGAUUUUGAAGCAAUUAGAGAACAUGCGUUAAAAAUCCCGGAAACAACAGAAGAGAUGAUGGAACUGAUAAAUUUUGUAGAAAAAGCCCGAACUUAUGGAGUUCAAGAAUUGAUUUCAAGGAUCAUGGAAUCCAAACGCCGAAUGAAUUACUUUUUAGAUGUUUAUUUAUUUCCUCCAGAAGACUUAACUUUAAAUGCAAAUGUUCUGCUGUGGCCUGAGAAAAUUAAUCCUGUCUUUGAUGAAAAUGAUGAGCUCAUUGAGGCUGCUAAGCUAAAAGGAGAAAAUGAACUAAUAGCCAAGAGAGAAAAACUGAUUUUGGAAAUAGAAAAGCAGUCACGUUGCAUGGAAGAAUUCACGGAGUUUGCAGAGCUGGAACGCAUGCAGCAGUAUGUGACAGACGUGAGGCAACUGCAGAAACGCAUUCAGGAUUCUGAGGAGGCAGUUCAGUUUAUUAAUAAAGAAGAGGAGCUUUUCAAGUGGGAAUUGACAAAAUAUCCUGAACUGGACAAAUUGAAAGUUAACAUUGAGCCCUAUCAGAAAUUUUUUAAUUUAGUAUUGAAGUGGCAACGAACAGAGAAACGGUGGAUGGAUGGUGGUUUUUUGGACCUCAAUGGGGAAAGCAUGGAAGCAGAUGUAGAUGAAUUUUCCCGAGAAAUGUUUAAGACACUGAAAUUUUUCCAAACAAAACAAAAGAAAGAGUUACAAGAAAAAAGGAAGACAGCAAGAAGGCGAUCUCUGAUGGAAGAAAAACUUGAAGAAGAACCAAAAAUAGCAAAUCCUACUAUUACUAUGUGCUCUACAGUAAUGGAUCAGAUAAAAACCUUUAAGGAAUACAUCCCUACUGUUUCCAUCCUGUGUAAUCCAGGAAUGCGAGCUCGUCACUGGAACCAGAUGUCAGAAAUUGUAGGCUUUGACUUGACUCCAGACUCUGGAACGACACUGAGAAAAAUUUUAAAAUUAAACCUUACCCCAUACUUGGAUCAGUUUGAAGUAAUAAGUGCAGGUGCAAGCAAGGAAUUUUCAUUAGAGAAAGCCAUGCAUACAAUGAUGGGAACUUGGGAUGAUAUUUCUUUUCACAUAAGUCUGUAUCGUGACACUGGCGUCUAUAUUCUUUCAUCGGUGGAUGAGAUUCAGACUAUCCUUGAUGAUCAGAUUAUAAAAACUCAGACAAUGAGAGGCUCACCUUUCAUCAAACCAUUUGAGAAAGAGAUGAAGGCCUGGGAGGACCGUUUGAUUCGAAUACAAGAAACCAUUGAUGAGUGGCUAAAAGUACAAGCUCAGUGGCUUUACCUGGAGCCCAUCUUUUGUUCUGAAGAUAUUAUGCAACAGAUGCCAGAAGAAGGGCGUCAGUUUCAGAUGGUGGACAGACAUUGGAAGGACAUCAUGAAGUUUUGUGCAAAAGAUCCAAAGGUUCUUGCUGCUACUUCAUUAACAGGCUUAUUGGAAAAACUGCAGAACUGCAAUGAUCUUUUGGAGAAAAUUAUGAAAGGGCUUAAUGCGUAUCUUGAAAAAAAACGACUUUUCUUCCCUCGCUUUUUCUUCUUAUCUAACGAUGAAAUGUUAGAGAUUUUGUCUGAGACCAAAGAUCCACUUAGAGUGCAGCCUCACUUGAAAAAGUGCUUUGAGGGCAUUGCCAAACUGGAGUUCCUCCCCAACCUGGACAUUAAGGCCAUGUAUAGCUCCGAAGGCGAGCGAGUGGAGCUGAUUGAGCUCAUUUCCACGUCUGCAGCGCGGGGUGCUGUGGAAAAGUGGCUCAUUCAAGUGGAAGACCUGAUGCUUCGGAGCAUUCGUGAUAAAUGCAUUUUAAUUAUUCAGGCUUAUCCAGAAUCUGCAAGACAAGACUGGGUUCGAGAGUGGCCUGGCCAAGUUGUACUUUGUGUUUCUCAAAUGUUCUGGACUUCUGAGACACAGGAAGUUAUACGUUUUGGAACAGAGGGUUUAAGGAAAUACCAUAAGGAACUUCAGAAUCAACUUAAUGAUAUUGUAGAACUGGUAAGAGGGAAAUUGUCCAAGCAGACCAGGACUACUCUGGGGGCUUUGGUCACAAUUGAUGUCCAUGCCAGAGAUGUUGUCUUGGACAUGAUUGAACUAGGUGUCUCAUGUGAUACAGAUUUCCAGUGGCUUGCUCAGCUUCGAUAUUAUUGGGAAAACGAGAACACUAGAGUCCGUAUAAUUAACUGCAGUGUGAAAUAUGCUUAUGAGUAUCUUGGUAACUCACCUCGACUCGUCAUUACUCCACUAACUGAUAGGUGUUACAGAACAUUGAUUGGUGCCUUCUACUUAAACCUUGGAGGUGCUCCAGAGGGGCCAGCAGGCACAGGAAAAACUGAGACCACCAAGGACUUGGCUAAAGCUCUUGCUGUGCAAUGUGUGGUAUUCAACUGUUCAGAUGGGCUGGAUUACCUAGCAAUGGGAAAGUUUUUUAAAGGACUUGCUUCUUCUGGUGCUUGGGCUUGCUUUGAUGAAUUUAACAGAAUUGAACUGGAAGUGUUAUCAGUGGUAGCACAGCAGAUUCUUUGCAUUCAAAGGGCUAUUCAGCAGAAGUUGGAAGUAUUCGUUUUUGAAGGGACAGAACUGAAGCUCAAUCCAAACUGUUUUGUGGCUAUCACCAUGAAUCCUGGCUAUGCAGGACGAUCUGAAUUGCCAGACAACCUUAAGGUUCUUUUUCGAACAGUGGCUAUGAUGGUUCCAAACUAUGCCCUCAUAGCGGAAAUCUCCCUCUACUCCUAUGGCUUUUUGAAUGCAAAACCUCUGUCUGUGAAGAUAGUAAUGACCUACAGGCUUUGCUCUGAGCAGCUCUCGUCACAAUUUCAUUAUGACUAUGGAAUGAGGGCAGUAAAAGCAGUUUUGGUGGCUGCUGGAAAUUUAAAACUGAAAUAUCCCAAUGAAAAUGAAGACAUACUCCUUCUUCGAUCAAUUAAAGAUGUAAAUGAGCCUAAGUUUCUAUCACAUGAUAUACCUUUAUUUAAUGGAAUAACUAGUGACUUAUUUCCUGGUGUUAAACUUCCUGAAGCUGAUUAUAAUGACUUUUUAGAAUGUGCUCAUGAAGCCUGCAAAAUACGUAAUCUUCAGCCUGUCAAAUUUUUUCUUGAUAAAAUAAUUCAGACAUAUGAAAUGAUGAUUGUUAGACAUGGUUUUAUGUUAGUAGGGGAACCUUUUGCUGCUAAGACUACUGUGCUCCAGGUAUUGGCGGACACUCUAAACCUUAUGAAUGAACGUGGUUAUAGAGAGGAAGAAAAGGUUAUGUAUAGGAUUGUAAACCCCAAAUCCAUUACUAUGGGACAACUUUUUGGACAGUUUGAUCCAGUGUCUCAUGAGUGGACUGAUGGUAUCGUGGCUAAUACCUUUAGAGAAUUUGCCUUAUCAGAAAUACCUGACCGGAAAUGGGUGGUGUUUGAUGGUCCCAUUGACACUUUGUGGAUAGAAAGUAUGAACACUGUAUUGGAUGAUAAUAAAAAGCUUUGCCUUAUGAGUGGAGAAAUCAUUCAGAUGUCCCCUCAAAUGAGCCUCAUCUUUGAAACAAUGGAUCUCUCCCAGGCCUCACCUGCCACUGUAAGCCGCUGUGGCAUGAUUUAUCUGGAACCUUCACAAUUAGGAUGGAAGCCACUUGUGUCUUCAUGGUUGAAUUCAUUGACAGGCCUUCUUCAUGAACCAGAACAACAAGCUCUUCUACAAGAACUUUUUGACUGGUUAAUACCUCCCAGUCUAAGACUUCGGAAAAAAAAAUGCAAGGAACUGAUUCCUACUAGUGAUAGUAAUGUGGUUGUCUCUCUCACACGCCUCUUUGAAGUCCUGCUCUGUCCUGUGUUAGAAAAUGAAACUUCCAGCAAGCACAUUCAUGUCUGGAUUAUGGCUUGUUUUGCCUUCUCUUUGAUCUGGUCUGUUGGGGCGAGUUGUGAUACAGAUGGUCGCAUUGUCUUUGAUAAUUUCUUAAGAGAAAUCCUAAUGGGAAAAAAUGAAACGAACCCAGUGCCAAAAUCUCUGGGUAAAUGGGAAUGCCACUUUGAUGAGAAAGGCUUGGUCUAUGACUACAUGUAUGAGCUAAAAAACCGAGGUCGUUGGCUCCAUUGGACUGAAUUGAUUAAAAGUACUAAUUUAGGAGAUAAAUACACCAAGAUUCAAGAUAUCAUAGUCCCUACGAUUGACACAGUUAGAUAUACUUUUCUAAUGGACUUGAGUAUUACCUAUUCAAAGCCACUGCUUUUUGUGGGUCCAACGGGUACAGGAAAAUCAGUGUAUAUAAAGGAUAAACUAAUGAAUCACUUGGAAAAGAAUUUGUACUUUCCUUUUUAUGUCAAUUUCUCUGCAAGGACCAGCGCCAAUCAGGUUCAGAACAUUAUUAUGGCCAGAUUGGACAAAAGACGCAAAGGCGUUUUUGGACCACCUAUGGGAAAGAAAUGUGUAAUCUUUAUAGAUGAUAUGAAUAUGCCUGCAUUGGAGAAAUAUGGAGCUCAGCCUCCUAUUGAAUUACUACGACAAUUUUUUGACUUCGGGAAUUGGUAUGACCUUAAGGACACGAGUAAAAUCACCUUAGUUGAUAUUGAGCUGAUUGCUGCCAUGGGCCCUCCUGGAGGGGGAAGAAAUCCCGUCACCCCUCGGUUUAUUAGACAUUUCAAUAUCUGCACCAUUAACACUUUCAGUGAUGACACCAUGAUCCGUAUCUUCUCAGCCAUUGUAUCGUUCUAUCUCCGGAAUCACGACUUUGUUCCAGAGUACUUUUUAAUUGGGAAUCAAAUUGUCAGUGGGACAAUGGAGAUAUAUAAAAAAUCCAUGGAAAACCUCUUGCCUACUCCCACCAAAUCUCAUUACACUUUCAACUUGCGUGACUUUUCCCGUGUCAUCCUGGGCUGCCUCCUCAUUGACAAAGAGGCGGUGGAGAGCAAGCACACAAUGAUCCGCCUGUUUGUGCACGAGGUUCUCCGCGUGUUUUAUGAUCGCCUCAUUGAUGAUGAAGAUCGAGGCUGGCUGUUCACUUUAAUCAAAUCAGUCAUAAAGGACCAUUUUAGAGAAUCAUUUGAUGGCAUCUUCUCACAUUUGAGGAAAGGGAGUGCCGCAGUAACUGAAGAGGACUUAAGAAGUCUCAUGUUUGGUGAUUACUUGAAUCCUGACCUUGAAGGAGAUGAUAGAGUUUAUACUGAAAUUUCAGACAUUCAUUAUUUUAAUGAUAUUGUCGACCAGUGCUUAGAUGAAUAUAAUCAAACUCACAAAACAAGAAUGAAUCUUGUCAUUUUUAGGUAUGUACUAGAACAUUUGUCACGAAUCUGCCGCAUUCUGAAACAGUCAGGUGGAAAUGCUUUACUUGUUGGAUUUGGAGGAAGUGGUCGUCAAUCUUUAACUCGUUUGGCUACAUCCAUGGCAAAAAUGCAGAUUUUCCAACCAGAAAUUUCCAAGAGUUACGGUAUAAAUGAAUGGAGAGAGGAUUUGAAGGGUCUCUUGCGGAAUGCGGGCAUGAGGGGCCAGAAGACCGUCUUUCUGAUCACAGACACCCAGAUUAAAGAAGAGGCCUUUCUAGAGGACAUUGACAGUGUGCUCAAUACUGGAGAAGUACCCAACAUUUUUGCCGCAGAUGAAAAACAAGAAGUGAUGGAGGGUGUUCGCCCAGCAGCCCAGGCUGGCAAUAAACAUGAAGAGCUUAGUCCCUUAGCCCUGUUUGCUUUCUUUGUGAAUUGCUGCAAAAAUAAUCUUCAUGUCGUAGUGGCUUUUAGCCCAAUUGGGGAUGCCUUUCGAAAUCGCUUGAGACAAUUCCCAUCUCUCAUCAAUUGCUGUACCAUUGACUGGUUUCAGCCUUGGCCUGAAGAUGCUCUUGAACUUGUAGCUGUGAAAUUCUUAGAAACACUGGAGCUCACCGUGGCUGAGCGACGUGAGGUCGUUCCAAUCUGUAAACACUUUCACACCUCCAUUAUGGAACUUUCAGAGAGGUUCUUGCACGAGUUGGGGCGACAUAACUAUGUUACUGCUACUUCUUAUCUUGAACUUAUUGCUUCAUUUCAACAACUUUUGACUAAGAAGCGACAGGCUGUCAUGAAUUCCAAACAACAGUAUACCAAUGGGUUAGACCAAUUAGCAUUUGCUGAGUCUCAGGUUGCGGAAAUGAAGCUUGAACUUGUUCAAUUACAGCCCAAGUUGGAGGAAGCUAAAAUUGAGAAUGCACAUAUGAUGCAGGUUAUCGAGAUAGAAUCUGCAGAAGUGGAAGCAAAAAGAAAGUUUGUGAAAUUUGAUGAAGAAGUAGCCAGUGGGAAGGCUGAAGAAGCCCAGAUUCUGAAAAAUGAGUGUGAAAGUGACUUAGCUGAGGCAAUUCCAGCAUUGGAAGCAGCCCUGUCUGCUCUGGAUACGCUAAAGCCGUCUGAUAUUACUAUUGUGAAAUCAAUGAAGAAUCCUCCAUCUGGUGUUAAAUUAGUUCUGGCUGCUAUUUGUGUCAUGAAAGAUGUAAAACCAGAAAAAAUUACAGAUCCAUCAGGAACAGGAGGCAAGGUGACUGUUAUGCAGAAGAUUCGUUCUGAAUACUUAACUAAUCCUGAAUUUGACCCAUCUAAGAUUGCAAAAGCUUCUUCUGCAGCUGAGGGUCUAUGCAAGUGGAUCAUGGCUAUGGAAGUGUAUGACAGAGUUGCCAAGGUGGUGGCUCCUAAGAAAGCCCGUUUAGCAGAUGCUCAGAAGUCCCUAGCUGAGACCAUGGAACUUUUAAAUGAAAAGAGAACUGAACUGGCAGAAGUAGAACAUCAUCUGCAAACAUUACAAGAUAUAUUUAAUGAGAAAACAGUGGAAAAGGCUCGUUUAGAAGACCAAGUGGAACUUUGUGCUAAGAAACUUGAAAGGGCUUCACAGCUAAUUGGAGGACUGGGUGGAGAAAAGUCAAGAUGGGCUCAAGCAGCAGCUGACCUUCAGAUAGUGUAUGAAAACUUGACUGGGGAUGUCUUAGUAUCUGCAGGAGUCAUAGCCUACCUUGGUGCUUUCACUUCUGGCUUUCGACAAACAUGUGUACAAAACUGGAGCAUGUUGUGCAAGGAGAAAAAGAUCCCAUGUUCAGAAGAGUUCUCAUUGAGUCAGACCCUCGGUGACCCAGUGAAGAUUAGAGCUUGGAAUAUUGCUGGGUUGCCAACAGACAUGUUCUCUAUUGAUAAUGGAGUGAUUGUCGAUAACACUAGGCGUUGGCCUUUAAUGAUUGACCCCCAGGGUCAAGCCAAUAAGUGGAUCAAAAAUUCUGAGAAAGAGAAUCAGCUCAAUGUUAUUAAGCUUUCAGAUUCGGACUACAUGAGAACGUUGGAAAACUGUAUCCAAUUUGGAACUCCACUUCUAUUAGAAAAUGUUGGUGAGGAACUGGAUCCAUCUCUGGAGCCUUUACUACUGAGACAAACUUUUAAACAAGGUGGCAUUGACUGCAUGAGACUUGGUGAAGUCAUUAUUGAGUAUUCUUUUGAUUUUAAAUUUUAUAUUACAACAAAACUGAGAAAUCCACACUAUAUGCCAGAGCUGGCUACAAAAGUGUCCCUGCUCAAUUUCAUGAUAACUCCAGAAGGACUUGAAGAUCAAUUACUAGGUAUUGUUGUUGCAAAGGAGAGACCAGAGUUAGAAGAGGAAAGAAAUGCUCUUAUUCUUCAAUCCGCAGCUAAUAAGAAACAACUGAAAGAUAUAGAGAAAAAAAUUUUAGAAACAUUAUCAUCUUCACAAGGGAACAUUUUGGAAGAUGAAAGUGCAAUUAAAGUCUUAGACUCAGCUAAAAUCAUGUCCAACGAAAUAACGAAGAAACAGCAGAAUGCAGAAAAAACAGAACUCAAAAUAGCAGAAUCUCGAGAAGGAUACAGACCCAUUGCUAAACAUUCAUCAGUAUUAUUCUUUAGCAUUGCAGACCUGGCUAACAUUGAUCCCAUGUACCAGUACUCUCUUAGCUGGUUUGUGAAUCUUUAUAUCAACUCUAUUCAUGACAGUAACAAAUCUAAAAUUUUGGAAAAGCGCCUGCGGUAUUUAAAUGACCACUUCACAUACAACUUAUAUUGUAACAUAUGCCGAUCGCUGUUUGAGAAGGACAAGCUGCUGUUUUCCUUCUUAUUAUGUGCCAAUCUUCUCCUGGCAAAGAAAGAGAUCGAAUACCAGGAACUAAUGUUUCUUUUAACUGGAGGAGUAAGUCUUAAGAGUGCUGAGAAAAAUCCCGAUCCAUCCUGGCUGCAAGAUAAAAGCUGGGAAGAAAUUUGUCGUGCAAGUGAAUAUCCUGCCUUCAAAGGACUAAGGGAUCACUUUUCUGAAAAUAUCAAUGGAUGGCGGGAAAUCUAUGACUCUAAAGAGCCACACAAUGCUAAGUUUCCACCACCACUGGAUACAACACUAAAUGAGCUGCAGAAAAUCAUAAUUCUUCGGUGCUUAAGACCUGAUAAGAUUACUCCAGCUAUAACAAAUUAUGUAACUGACAAACUAGGGAAAAAGUUUGUUGAGCCUCCACCAUUUGAUUUGGCAAAGACUUACUUGGAUUCAAAUUGUACUAUUCCCUUGAUCUUUGUGCUGUCUCCAGGAGCAGAUCCCAUGGCUAGCCUGCUGAAAUUUGCAAAUGAUAAAGCUAUGUCUGGAAAUAAGUUUCAAGCUAUUUCGCUGGGACAGGGGCAAGGACCAGUUGCAACCAAAAUGAUUAAAGCAGCGUUAGAAGAUGGAACAUGGGUUUGCCUGCAAAAUUGUCACCUUGCUGUCUCCUGGAUGCCCAUGUUGGAAAAGAUAUGUGAAGAUUUUAACCUUGAAGCCUGUAACUCUUCCUUUAGACUUUGGUUGACAAGUUACCCAUCUCCCAAAUUCCCAGUGACAAUUCUACAGAAUGGAGUGAAAAUGACAAAUGAGCCUCCCACGGGUCUUCGGCUCAAUCUCCUUCAAUCGUAUCUCAGUGAUCCAAUUUCUGAUCCGGAGUUUUUCAAGGGAUGCCCUGAAAAGGAACUGGUAUGGGAAAAGUUGCUGUUUGGAGUGUGUUUUUUUCAUGCCCUUGUGCAAGAGAGAAAAAAAUUUGGUCCUCUUGGUUGGAAUAUUCCAUAUGGAUUUAAUGAAUCAGAUUUACGCAUCAGUAUCCGGCAACUACAGUUAUUUAUAAAUGAAUAUAAUACCAUUCCAUUUGAAGCCAUCUCUUACCUGACUGGGGAGUGUAACUAUGGAGGAAGAGUGACAGAUGAUUGGGACAGACGUCUCCUGUUAACCAUGCUGGCUGACUUUUAUAAUCCACUAAUCAUUGAAAAUCCUCACUAUAGGUUUUCUCCAAGUGGAAAGUAUUUUGCACCUCCCAAAGGCACCUAUGAAGAAUACAUUGAAUUCAUUAAGAAACUACCAUUUACUCAACACCCUGAAAUAUUCGGACUGCAUGAAAAUGUUGAUAUCUCCAAAGACCUUCAACAAACAAAAAUCCUCUUUGAGUCUUUACUCCUCACCCAGGGAGGCGCCAGACAGACAGGAGCCUCAGGGAGUGCUGAUCAGAUUCUCUUAGAAAUCACCAAGGAUAUUCUUCAAAAGCUUCCAAAUGAUUUUGACCUUGAAGCAACACUGAUAAAGUAUCCCGUGAUGUAUGAAGAGAGCAUGAAUACUGUGUUGGUCCAAGAAAUGGAACGAUUUAACAAUUUAAUUAGAACCAUACGUAACACUUUGCUGGACCUUGCAAAGGCAAUUAAAGGUGUCGUCAUAAUGGAUUCUACACUAGAGGCCCUGUCUAGCAGCUUAAUUGUUGGAAAGGUUCCAGAAACAUGGGCCAAACGAUCAUACCCAAGUCUUAAACCCCUGGGAAGUUACAUCACAGAUUUUCUAGCCCGACUGAAAUUUUUACAGGAUUGGUCUGAUGUGGGAAAACCAAUCGUGUUUUGGCUCUCCGGGUUUUUUUUCACCCAAGCCUUUUUAACUGGAGCUAUGCAGAAUUUUGCCAGAAAACAUACCAUCCCUAUUGAUUUACUAGGAUAUGAAUUUGAGGUUAUUCCCUAUGAUGAGUCUGACAUAGCUCCCAAUGACGGCGUUUUUAUCCACGGAUUGUAUCUGGAUGGAGCACGCUGGGACAGAGAAAGUGGAUUGCUUGCUGAACAAUACCCUAAAGUUCUGUUUGACUUGAUGCCCAUCAUAUGGAUCAAACCAACUAAGAAGUCUAGGAUUGAGAAGUCACAUUCCUACGUCUGCCCCUUAUAUAAGACAAGUGAACGUAAAGGAACUCUUUCUACAACGGGACAUUCUACUAACUUUGUUAUCGCAAUGCUAUUGAAGACAGAGCAGCCUGUUCAGCACUGGAUCAAGCGUGGUGUUGCUUUGCUUUGUCAGCUAGAUGAUUAA
Molecule: messenger RNA, 11822 nt
Organism: Elephantulus edwardii (Cape elephant shrew)
Lineage: Eukaryota; Metazoa; Chordata; Mammalia; Macroscelidea; Macroscelididae
Gene: DNAH12
Product: dynein, axonemal, heavy chain 12
Exons: 72
Coding region: 27-11822 (3931 amino acids)
Biological process (GO): microtubule-based movement
Cellular component (GO): dynein complex
Molecular function (GO): minus-end-directed microtubule motor activity; dynein light intermediate chain binding; ATP binding
Source: RefSeq, a predicted model, not a curated record